AUGUCAAACGAGCUUCUCAAUCCUUGGGUAUUCUGGUUCUUCUCAGUCCCUAAAUGUACAAAUAAAGACUGGGCUUUGUGCUAUGAGCAGUCAUUAGUCCCGCUUUGCGAAAUCAAAUCAAUCGAAGAAUUUUUCAACGCCUACUGUUAUCUUGAACGCGCAAGCGCAUUAGCUAGAAAUUGAAACUUAUGCUUAUUCAGACAAGGAAAAAAACCAAUGUGAGAGUCAUCCCCUGACGGAGGCUGCUGGAUUUUAAGAACCCAAAAAUGGGAAAAUGAGUCUGACUCUUAUUGGGAGAGGCUACUUAUAGAGUGCAUUCGUGGAGGGUUUCCAGAUGAAGUUGAUGGAAUAGUGGCUUCUUCUAAGCCAAAUGAGGUGUAUAUUCAAAUUUGGAUGAGCAACGCACACAAUUCACAAACUAAAAUAGCUGAGAGCAUCAAAAAUUGUUUAGGACUCAGCUCAGCACAUAUGCUGCUGAAAUACCAUAAAGAGAGUAUGAUAGACAUGUCAACCUUUAAGAACGCUAAACUUGUCAAAGUGUAA
Molecule: messenger RNA, 543 nt
Organism: Blepharisma stoltei
Lineage: Eukaryota; Ciliophora; Heterotrichea; Heterotrichida; Blepharismidae
Source: the annotation of a GenBank genome assembly